This is a messenger RNA of Leptopilina heterotoma, 871 nucleotides long. RefSeq names its product proteasome subunit alpha type-2 (gene Prosalpha2). The record is from RefSeq and is a predicted model, not a curated record. Gene Ontology annotation, biological process: ubiquitin-dependent protein catabolic process. The transcript is spliced from 3 exons. Bases 107 to 811 code for a protein of 234 amino acids. Gene Ontology annotation, cellular component: proteasome core complex, alpha-subunit complex; proteasome core complex. Lineage: Eukaryota; Metazoa; Arthropoda; Insecta; Hymenoptera; Figitidae.
UCACAAUAGUUCGUGAUGAAUUUAUCCAGUCACUGUGAAUUCGACUUUAGUUCUUUAGUGACGCGAAAAGAAUUGCAUUCGGGAAAAAAGUGAAAAAGUAAUUGUCAUGGCUUCGGAACGUUACAGUUUUUCUUUAACAACAUUCAGCCCAUCGGGAAAAUUGGUGCAAAUUGAAUAUGCACUCGCAGCAGUGGCAGCUGGUGCACCCAGCGUUGGCAUCAAGGCCUCAAAUGGAAUUGUUCUUGCGACAGAAAAUAAACAUAAAUCCAUUCUUUACGACGAGCAUAGCGUGAAUAAAGUUGAAAUGAUAACAAAGCACAUUGGAAUGGUUUACAGUGGAAUGGGUCCCGAUUAUCGUUUACUUGUUAAACAAGCACGGAAAAUGGCACAAAAAUAUUAUUUGGUCUAUCAGGAAGAAAUUCCUACUGCACAACUUGUUCAACGUGUCGCUAUGGUCAUGCAAGAAUACACUCAAUCAGGAGGAGUGAGACCAUUUGGAGUGUCUUUAUUAAUUUGCGGAUGGGAUAAUGGUAGAGCGAGUCUCUUUCAAUGCGAUCCAUCGGGUGCGUAUUUCGCAUGGAAAGCAACGGCAAUGGGAAAAAAUUUUAUCAAUGGUAAGACGUUCCUUGAGAAGCGAUACAGUGAAGAUUUAGAAUUGGAUGACGCUGUUCACACUGCCAUUCUAACUUUGAAAGAAGGUUUCGAAGGUCAAAUGACUGCCGACAAUAUUGAAGUUGGUAUCUGUGACGCUAAUGGUUUCCGAAGAUUAGAUCCAUCAAAUGUUAAGGAUUAUUUAGCCAAUAUCCCAUAAUUUUUAAUCUUUUUGUCAAUAUUUUCUCUUCUUUUACAUUAAAAUGAAACUUCAAGUAAA